AUGUUAUCACAACGAGAGUACGAAAAGCUUAAAUGGCAAUUAAAGAAUAUUCCAUCAACAAUUAAAGGACGUCCACGACAAAAUCUUCGAACAGCACUCCGAAAAAAAAUACACGAACAUGAAUUAGCAUCAACAUAUCCAACAUUUACACCAUCAAAUUUCCAACCAUUUUUUAUAAAUUUUCAAACAACUGAUUUAACACUUCUUCAUCUUAUUGAAGCUUGUGCAGCUUCAACAAAUUUUAUUUUGGAUACAGAAUCAGUUGGUAUUUAUCGAGGUCCAAACAAACCCGCACUUAUUCAGAUUCAAAUCAUAUUACCAACUUCGAUUUCUUAUGUAUUGAUCAUUGAAGUUUGUCAUUUACCACCUAUUCAUGAAACAACAUUCCAACUUAUUAAACAAUUUUUUACAACAUUGUUUUCUUCAGGAAAAACAAUUUAUAUUUGGGGAGAAAUUGAUGAAUUAAAUGAUUUUACUACAACUGGACUAUUUACUCUUGAUCAAAUUAAACUAUCAAAUAAUAACAAUUUUCAAGAUGAAUUUAAAGAUUAUUGGACCAAGAAACAUCCUCAUCAAACCAUACUAUGGGCUAUUUAA
Rotaria sp. Silwood1 is the source of this 597-nucleotide messenger RNA. Lineage: Eukaryota; Metazoa; Rotifera; Eurotatoria; Philodinida; Philodinidae. The record is from the annotation of a GenBank genome assembly.